AGCAGCAGCAGCAGCAGUAGCAGCGCACCGUCACCCGUCGUCGCCUGCGAGAGUGGAGUGCUUCGUUCCAACCGACCGCUCGAUAGAAGCUGCGUCAGUGUGAAGACUAGGGUGCCAACCGACGACAUUGCGUGCGGCGGCGUCACCCUCGGGAUGCGUUAUCGCACGGAGAGUGGAGUUACCAUCGCCUAGAGAGCGAGAGAGAGAGGGGUCGCUGCAUUGAAGGCUGAUCGCAUUGGCAAACACGGUAAGAACGUGCGCCGCCACGAGGAGCCGCAGCUAAUGCCGAGAAGCUUCUCAUGAAAGAGAGGGGGCAAGACCUGGCUGUCAACAUCAACAUCGACCUGAGAAGAAUGAAAGAUUUCCAGGUGGAAGUGAGCGAUGCCGAGUCUUGGCCCGCGGGAGGGUGGGCCCGAACUAGGAUACAGUUCAACGGCGUUUGUUGAGGUCGGUGCGCGCAACACGAGAGACUAAUCCCAUCCAAGCUUGCUGGCCCCGGUCUGAGAGGUUGGCAAACGAUUAGUCGCUCGGGUAGGUGCAGCGCGCUCCGGCCCCAAACAGCGUUAUGGAAGCUCGAGCGGGUUUGUGGAGCGAGUCCGCCGCCGGCUCGCUCAACCCUCGCUUCCUCACGGCACACUGGCGACCGUUCUCUCUGGGACCGUCCCGCACGAGGGUCUCGAUCCCCCCGCUGGCCGCGCGAGCGAGAGCCAUGAGCGGGAAGACCGUUACGCUCGGCCCAGCCGCCGACCAGCCGUACCCC
Molecule: messenger RNA, 760 nt
Organism: Eriocheir sinensis (Chinese mitten crab)
Lineage: Eukaryota; Metazoa; Arthropoda; Malacostraca; Decapoda; Varunidae
Product: ankyrin repeat domain-containing protein 17-like
Source: RefSeq, a predicted model, not a curated record